UGAUCUAACCUGCUCUCAAAGAAAGCUUGUUUCACAGUGGAAGCAGGUUGUCUCUGACAUAAAGAGAUGAAACGAGAACGUUUUAAGCCCCCGGAACCAGAUGACCCUCUGUGCUGCUGUGGAGACAUCGACCAGCAAAGAGAGUACUGCUGCUGUGACUGUGAAGAACUUGAUGAUGCCUGUGAAAGGUUAAUCAGAGGAGAGCAAGACAAGCCAGACAUCUUCUCUCGUUUCAUCUCUUGCAUGGCUGAUCGUUUGGGUUUGCCAUGUUGUGCCAUAGGACCCCUUCGAUUGGAAAUCUCUGUCUUACCUCCCAUGGUAUUAAUUCCUGGCCUGUUGCGAGUAGCAGCAAUUAACUGUAUGUUGGGAGUUGUAGUCCUAACUGUCCUACCAGGACUGGUGCUUUGGUAUUACUAUGUGACUCACAGAAAGAAAAGACGCACAUUAUUUUUCCUUAGCUUGGCACUUUUCUCCCUUGCCUACAUGUACUACCUUUUCCUCACUGAGAUCCUUCCCAGAGGAGAUGUGAAUAAUCUGCAGCUGGUUAUUGUGACGACAGGCAUGAUGUUGACCCUUAUCUCCCUUGUGCGCACUAAACAAGGACCAGGCUUUGUCAAAUCCCAGUCAUUAGCUCAGGGAAAUAACAGUAUCUGUACAACCAAUCAGAGCACAAACAUACCUGGAGACUCCGACCCCUGCAAAGGAAUCAGCCAAUCAAAUGGGGAAAAGGAAGGAAAGAAGAAGUUAUGCCCUGUGUGCCGACAGGUGCGCCCACCAAGGGCAGGCCACUGCAGGAUCUGUGGGGCAUGUGUCCUUCGAAUGGACCACCACUGUGUUUGGAUAAACAGCUGUGUAGGUCAGGCCAAUCACAGGCAGUUCAUUUUGACGCUCUUUCUUUUCCUGGUGACAUCGUUCUACGGGAUCAGUUUGGUGUUACGGAGUGUAUGUCCACAACAGAGUCUAUUCACAGCCAUGUUAUACUGCCCUGGAGUCUAUAACCAGUACAGCACAGCGCUGUGCUUUACGUGUGUGUGGUACAGCUUUAUCAUAACAGGCGGUCUGCUCCACCUGUUCAUCCUUCAGAUCAUCAAUGUCAGUUACAACAUAACAGAACGCGAAGCUCAGAUUGCUUUGCGCAACAAAACUGGCAGACGGCGCUUCUGUGGCCUGGUUGUGGACACUGGCAUGUAUUCGCGAGGCUUCCUCCAGAACUGGAUUCAGUUUCUCACAAUGAACACGGAUGAGAACGGUUCCCCUUUCACCUUCACAGUCAUGGUAUGACUCAAGGGACUAUAGACAUGAUCCUGGGUGGAAUUUAAACUAUAAUUAUACAAGAUCUUAAACAACUAAGCGUCUGGUUAGGUCUAAAGAGUCGGUUGACACAUUCACCUUGUUUUCAUCUGGUAGAAUGGUUGUUUUGUUAAUUAUGGACAGUAUGGAACUGGCCAGAAGCUAAGCAGGAACUUCAAGGCAGUCGAUUUAAAUUGGUGAGCAAAGGUAUUUUUAAUAUUUUUAUUCCAGUGAUCAUCUGUAUGGACAUAUUGAAUUGGGUUCAAUGUAAUAUGUGAACACAACCAUGUUUUCAUGAAAUAUAACAAAACUCUGCAACUUUAUGGCAUAAAUAACCGAUCUGUAUGAAUGAAACAUGCUUACGUGAUCAGACAUAAGUGUGCAACUUUGUAAUCUGAGUUGCAAUCAAGUGUGUGUGUUUUUAAUGACAAGUGUGUGAAAUAUUAAGAAAACUUGAUCUGAUGAUAGAACUGAGAACAUAAAUGUGUCACCCUGAAAUAUUUCUGCAUUACUGCAAUUAAGAAAUGUAUUAGUGAUUAUUAGAUACAUUUAGGAUUGUACUAAAUAUUUUAAAGGGAUAGUUCACCUGAAUUGUUUUUUUGAACAUGAAACAUGUUGUUUCAAAGGUCUCUUAAUAUUUCAUAACUAUCAGUUAGGACAGGGACGUUGAAUAGGAAGAGACAGUGUACAGUUCUUUUUUUUCUAGAAUUUUCAUUUUUAGGGUGAACUAUCCCUUUACAUCUGAAAAGAUUACUUGAGAAGUUGUAUCAGCCUGCCAAAUGCUAAUAAAACAAAAACAAAAUAUAUACAUUUUUCACCAAAUGUAUAAAUCCUUGUAAUUGUAAAUAUGCUGCUACCUUUGUAGUGUACCCUCUCAAGACAAAUGAUGUUGUACACUCUCCUGUAAUUACAGGUGUUCACUGAAGUAUACUUUACAGUUCUGUUCCAAAAAUGUACAUUGUUAUUAAAACCACUGAACUAUAAAAAGCUUAACAAGAUGUUUUGGUGUCUAUCCAAAGAUCUUCAUCAGUUGUAAAAACAGGAAGUAACUUUGGCAAAUAUAUCCACAAAAGUCACAUGAUCAACAGACCUAUAAAGGUCAUAUGACAUAUGAAAUGUGUAACACACACUCCACCCAUUAGAACAAAAACUGGGUGUGAUUUGCACCUUGCAACAUCGGGCAGAGAGUAAAACCACGUUUCUAGAGGCCAGAGAACGAGAGAAUAAUCACAUAAAGCAAGCAUUAAAGAAAUGUGGUUA
Molecule: messenger RNA, 2550 nt
Organism: Carassius carassius (crucian carp)
Lineage: Eukaryota; Metazoa; Chordata; Actinopteri; Cypriniformes; Cyprinidae
Product: palmitoyltransferase ZDHHC23-A
Exons: 4
Coding region: 67-1281 (404 amino acids)
Biological process (GO): protein targeting to membrane; peptidyl-L-cysteine S-palmitoylation
Cellular component (GO): Golgi apparatus; endoplasmic reticulum
Molecular function (GO): protein-cysteine S-palmitoyltransferase activity
Source: RefSeq, a predicted model, not a curated record